AUGUCGGCUUCAUUUUUCAACCCCAGCUUUGCCUUCAGUUCACACUUCGACCCUGAUGGCACUCCCUUGAGUGAGCUCUCCUGGUCCUCCUCUCUGGUGGUUGUGGCCGUUUCCUUCUCAGGACUCUUCACCUUCAUCUUCCUCAUGUUGGCCUGUCUGUGCUGCAAGAAAGGGGGCAUUGGCUUCAAGAGCUGGAGAAGCGAAUCCCGGGAGAAGAGGCUGAGGAUGGUUUUGAGGUGUCUGCCCUGCACGGGGCCCAGCACCGUGCCCAAACCAGCCUGUAAUGUAGAACUGGGGAACCCUGGGCAGCCCUCCCCCUGCCCCCUGACCAAGGAAUUCAGUAAUGCUGACGGGGAAGAAUAUCCUAGUGAAUUCUCAGCCCAAGGCUCACCAGCCACACAGAAUGGCCCUGAAGUUUACAUUUUGCCUCUCACCGAAGUAUCUUUGCCAAUGUCUAGGCAACCUGGGCGCUCAGUGCAGUUGCUCAAAUCCACUGACCUGGGACGCCACAGUCUGCUGUACCUCAAAGAAAUUGGCCAUGGAUGGUUUGGCAAGGUGUUCCUCGGUGAGGUAAAUGCAGGGCUGAGCAGCACUCAAGUGGUGGUGAAAGAACUCAAGGCCAGUGCCAGCGUGCAGGAUCAGAUGCAGUUCUUGGAAGAGGCACAACCUUACAGGGCACUCCAGCAUACCAACCUCCUGCAGUGCCUGGCUCAGUGUGCGGAGGUGACCCCCUAUCUGCUGGUGAUGGAAUUUUGUCCACUGGGUGAUCUGAAGGGCUACUUACGAAGCUGCCAUGUAGCGGAGGCUUUGGCACCUGAUCCUUUGACGCUGCAACGCAUGGCCUGUGAGGUAUCCUGUGGCUUGCUGCAUCUUCAUCGCAACAACUAUGUCCAUAGUGACUUGGCCUUGCGGAACUGCUUACUCACAGCUGACCUGACUGUCAAAAUUGGUGACUAUGGCCUUUCUCACUGCAAAUACAAAGAUGACUACUUUGUGACAGCUGACCAACUAUGGGUUCCAUUGCGCUGGGUAGCCCCUGAAUUGAUUGAUGAGGUUCACGGCAACCUGCUUAUCGUCGACCAGACUAAGACUAGCAACAUCUGGUCUUUGGGUGUGACUAUCUGGGAGCUGUUUGAGCUGGGUGGCCAGCCCUACUGCCAUUAUUCAGAUCGGCAGGUCCUCACUUAUGCCAUCAAAGAGCAGCAGCUUAAGCUUUCCAAACCACAGCUUCCGCUCUCACUGUCUGAUCGCUGGUAUGAGGUGAUGCAAUUUUGCUGGCUCCAGCCAGACCAGCGUCCCACCGCAGAGGAGGUGCACCUUUUGCUCUCAUACCUCUGUGCCAAAGGGGCUUCAGAAGCUGAGGAGGAGUUUGAGCGACGCUGGAAUUCCAUGAAACCUGGAGGCAGUGGAGGUUCAGGCUCUGGCUCCAACCACAUGGGUGUUGAGCUUUCCUCCUUCCCCCUUCUGGAGCAUUUCUCCAGUGAUGGUGAUGAUGUUCUAACUGUUAUGGAGACAAGCCAUGGCCUCAACUUUGAAUACAAGUGGGACCAAGGAAAAGCUGAGCAUCUCCCAGCCUCAGCUAUGAGCCCUGGUGGUGCUGCACGCUACCAUGAGCUCUACUAUUCAGCUAGCAGCAGCAGUGGAGGUGGUGGUGGGCACCUCACCCUGGGUGUGUCACCAUCUUGCUAUGAAUGUAAAAUGCAGGGGUGCCCUGGUUUGCACACACCAGGGGUGGUACCUGUGUUGAGUGCCCACAGCCCCUCUCUGAACAGUGAGUACUAUAUUCGCAUUGAAGAGGUGGCAUCUGAAGGCAGUGGGAAUGACCUUGAUUAUACGGUGUGCUCCUACAGCCCAGAGUUUAGCCAUUCUUCACAUUGGCAAACCAAGGAGGACCAUUAUGAAUCCAACAAUAGUCCCACCAUCUCACUCACCAUGGAACCCCUCCUGGGCCACUCAGCACACACUGAAAGCCACUGGGAACCCUCUGACUAUUACUCCUAUGGAGAACAAGACAAUAAAGAGGCCCCAUACUAUGAGGACUCCCUGAAGGACAGCGCUGAGAACUACCUGCUCAAGGACCCCAGUGCUUCUGAGUGGCCUGUUCUAGCUUUGGAGAAAAGCAUUUUUGCUGAUCCACUUGGUGUAUCACCACCAGUGAAUUACACCUGUAAGGAGGCUGUGUCAGACUCAGUUACUCUGGAAGUGGCAGAGGAGGAGCACUUAUGUGACAGCCCUAGGAGUGAAGGAAAUGAAAAUUCUGAAUCCCCCUCUUCACGCAAGCAUUGGACAUCCAACACCUCAGCCAAAAAUAAUAGUGAUCACCUACUGCCACCAUGUGAACCACUUUCCAAAGAUAGCUGGUGCUACCGGCACAUGAUCACCUUCCAGGGGCUAAUGGCACAGCCACUGUGCACAGUGCCACGGGAUGAGCCAACAUUAGGGAUCAAAGAUCUGCGAGCAGCUCUGCUAGGUGGGGAACACUUGACAUCUUCUCAUAUAGGCUCCCCAUGUCCAGACAGUGAUUUGCCUGCAGAGGAAAAAACAUCAGUUGAAGUUCCUGCUACAUUGUCUGGCAUAGAAAGCUCUACAGAUUCCUUGCUGGACAGCAGAGUGGAGUGCCCACCAGCCACCACUCCACCAUCAGGGGAAGCAGUUUUGAUGGAACUGUCAUCAUCAUCAUUGUCAUCAUUCAAGGAGGAACUUGCCAGCAGCAUGGAUGCUAUAGAUCCAGAUCUGCAGGGUGAAUCAAUAGCUGGGGUGCCAAACAUAGAGGAAGACCCCAUGGAAGAGACUUCCAUUGGAUGCUCACUUCAGUUGUCACAGGAGAUCAAUAUAGAAAGUGGCAAGAAUACCAGUAGUGAACAAGAUAGAACACCAGACAAGACUGUUUCAAGUACCAGUUUCCCUGACUUGGAUGAGGCCAGUGAUGAGGACUCAGCUGAUCUUACAUCUGGUGUUUUUAUUGACUUCCCAGUUGAUUGUCUUGAGCGGCAGGAUGUAAUACCCACUUUCAAAACCUUACAGAAACAGGUAGGGACUCCUGAUUCACUAGAUUCAUUGGAUAUUCCCUCUACCACCAGCUCCUGUGAAGCAUUCAGUCCCACAGCUUAUAUACCCUCAAGCCAGCCUAAGGCUCUGGAUAGUGGCUAUGAUACAGAGAACUAUGAGUCACCUGAAUUUGUCCUCAGGGAGCCUCAUGAAUCACGGGAAUCUGAAGGUUCUGAUAAACUGGGAACAUUUGAAGAUGAUAAGGAUGACCAAGCCAAAGAGCAGAGCCUUUCUGAUUCCUUUACUGCUGAGUUGCAGGCCUUGAAUGAGAAGAAUCCUUACCGUGACUCUGCCUACUUCUCUGACUAUGAUACAGAAGGUGGAACUCGGGAGGAUGGGGAAGAGGACAGUGAUGCUUCUGAGGAACAUGAACUAGAGGUCUCCCAAUUGCACACUGAAGAACUGAAGGAGAACUCUGAACAAACUGGCAGAACAGGCAAGCCUCUGUCUUCUGGUUCUGAGCCCAUUUGUCCACAUGGAGACUGUGUGGGUUGCAUCUCUCCAGGAACUGAGGACCAGGACACAGGGGAAGACAGAGAUAUUAACUUGUCACAGGAACUAUUGAUGAAUGAAGGGACUGUUGAUGAGUUAGACUCAAACUUAUUUCAAGAUAAGAAUAAUGGGACAGUUGUGGAAUCCCAGACACCAGCCCCUGCCACCAGAUCUUUCUUCUUGUCUCCUGUAGUCACCAAUCUAGAGGUAGCCACAAUAGGUGGUGAAGAAAAUGAGGUAAAGGAUGUAGGGCAGGAGAGUGUGACAAGGAACACUAAACAGCAUGAGGAAAGACAGGUAAUUGGCCAUCCCAAGGAACCUCAGAGCAGCCCUGGGCUCUCACUGGAACUGUCAGUAGUACCAUCCCAGCUCUCAUCUAUCCCCACUGAUCUUGAAGAGGAAGAAGAUGACACUGAGGACAGUGAUGAGUCAGAUGAGGAGCUGCGGUGCUACAACAUUCAGGACCAGAGUGAGGAAAGUGAGGAGGAAUCACCUGCUGUGCCCAUUGUGGUGGCUGAGAGCCACAGCGCUCGCAACCUGCGCAGUCUGCUUAAGAUGCCCAGCCUAUUGGUGGAGACCUUUUGUGAUGAUCUUGACCGCAAGAAGAAAGCUGUUUCCUUCACUGAAGAUGUCACUGUCUACCUCUUUGACCAGGAAAGCCCCACGAAGGAACUUGCAGAGCAGCCUUUCCCAGGAGUGACAGAAACUUCCCCAACACCACCUGUGCAGGUGGAGAGCAAAAGUCCCCCAGGCUUAGCAGAUGGGACAAAUACACCCAACAGCGCCUCAGAAGGGAGCACCUCUGAAGAGAAUAAAAGUGGUGGCUUUGGGUGGGAUGAUGACUUUUCUCUCAUGCCUAUGAAAUCGCCUGUCCUGUCCUCAUUGGCUUCAGAGGCACCUGAGGACGGUCUCCCCGGACUGCCACCCACACCAGGACCUGCUCAGAAGCAGGUGCUACCAAUCCAGUUUUCACGCUUCACAGUCUCACCUGCUGCAGUAUCACGGUUCUCCAUCACACAUGUCACCGACUCAGAAGUUGAGCCCAUAGGAGGCAACAGUGAAAAUGGCAACAGAGAGUGACCUUGGCUAUCUCUUCCUUUUGGACUUCCCACCUUGCCCCCAUGGCACUGGUUUCUGCAUCAGGGCACAGGAGUACAGAUUGAGGCCCAGGACCUGGCUGGAGCAGAACUCUACAGGGCCUCAUGCAAUUUUUUUAAGAGGCAGAUUUUAUUGGACAGAUCUUGACUGCUGCUAGGCUGGAACCACAAGGUGGUUCGUGAUGGUUGUGCAAACAUGAGUGUGUGUGUGCAUGUGUGCAUACACAAGAAAGUGUUUGUGUACAAAUAGACAUAUAUAGACAUAUAGAACCUAUAGCAUUUAAAGGGUAGAUCUGUGACCUUGCUAACAUUGCCACAUAAGCCAUUUUAAUACUCCUGUCCCUAGCUCAUGCCUCUUGAUGUUCUGACCCACAUUGGCUUCCCCAGUUGGGGCGCUGCCAUGAGACAUCCUCUCCCUGCCUGUUCUGUGAGCUUGUCGUGUCUUCUUUCCACACCCUACAGGGGAUAUUGAGAGAGCACGUAGCCUCGCACCUUGUGCCAUUCAGACAUGCUUCAGGUGGGUCCUCAAGCACUGGUACUUGCGCGUUGCCCACAGCGGGUAGGCGCUCCUUGUCCUUCCUCCAGUGUGCUGUGUCCGAAGAUCAGGUGGAGCUGAUGGCCCAGGUAACCCAGUAAAUUACCGGAAAAGCCAGAGAAAAGGGUAGGCCAAACACCAGAAGCAGGUAGGGGAGCCAGCUGAAGCGAAAGUCACAUUUAAUGUUUUGAGCAGGGAAGGCUCCUGAACUCAGCAGCCAUUCCCCCUUUUUGCUUAUGUUUUUCACUGACCCUGGGUUGCUAUUGCUCAGCUGCAUCAUGGUUAAGGAGCUUGCUGUUUAAAGUUGUUCCCCCCCUACCCCCUUUUGGGAGUCAGGGCCUUGUUCCAGCUACUCAGCUCUGCUAAAGGCCUUGCCUUCUGUUAUGGGCAAGAUCAAUUUGAGCAGCGCAGAAGUGGUGCCUUGAUGGCCUUCAGCACUUCCCAUUUCUCUUUCUUGGCCUGGGGAGAAAUAUGUCCUGCAGCCUGUCUCACAGGGGGUGGGAUGGGAGGAAGUACAGGAAAUAAGAAACAAAUUUAUUUAAAUGCUUUGCUGGCUGGGAGAGACUGUGGUGCUGAGAUCUACCAAUGCCACUUUCCCAUUUUCUGUCAGCUUCAUCCUUUCCCUGCUACAGCAUAAUUUGGGUAGUGCCUCCCUAGAGAGCCAUGAUGUGACCUGCUGGGAAUGUGAGAGAAAUGUCAAGUCUUGGGGGUGGGUUUUUUUUCCAACUUCCCUUUGUGACCCUUCGAGUAAUUCAUCUGCAGGAAGAGACUCCUGGCAGAUGUACAGCAAAAGCAGAUCAAACUGCCACUGAGACUAUUUUUGUACAAAGUUUACCCUUUGCUGUAUCUCCUGCCCUAACAGAGUGGCAGGCUUAAGUUAUUGUUGCCAAAGAGAUGUAAAGAGUUAACUUUUAUUGAGCCGUCUUGGGGCAAGGGGGGUGUAAAGGAAAAUACUACAUUUUGGGAUUAUUUUGUUUGUUAGAUUUUGAUUAGUUUAAGGUUUAGGAUAAUUGUGCAAUUUGGACCAUGGGGAAAAAGGGAAAAGCGUCAGGGGAGUUGUGGCUUUUGGGGACUAUAGACCAGUCACUGGCUUUGGAAACUGAGGGCCAGACAGACAAGUGCAAAAGGCAGCUGCUAGCCACUGGGCCAUUUCCUCAUUGGGUCAGAGGAAACGCAUAGAAGGAGAUCUUGCAGAGCUGCAGAACCUCCCUGCAUUAUGCUCCAUUGUGCUUUCCAGUUUAGGUUCUGUUGUAGCUACAGGUGGCAAGCUUGGCACUGGAGCUGAUGCUGGCCUCUCUUCUUUGGCCGAUGAGCACAGCUUUCAUUUUCAUGUAUCCAUAAACAUAGCCGUGUGUAAGGCAGCGAUUCACUAUCCCUCUAUCAGGCAGUGUUCAGGUGAUAGUGACAUUCAGGUUUUCUUGCUUACGUUCUCCUGCCACUGCCACUCGUCCCUCCAUCCACCUCAGUUCUAGCCAGCUGGAGAUGUGUUUAAUAAGGUGAAAUUCUAAGCACAGACUUAGUGGAACAAGAAAUCUUUGAGAUGCUCUAUGCUUUGAGCCGGUUACGUCUUUUCCCAUAGACAGAAUACUUUGCGUGUCUAACAUUUCUGCUAAGAUCCCUUUUUGAGUUCUGUUGUCCUUGCCCAAAGUGGUAUUGGAUGUGAAUGGUUACCAUGAUCCGUUCACAGCCUCCUUGGGUGGUGAUGUGCAUGCAUUUUGCUCCACUCCUUCUGAAACCCACUAUGGGCAAUACGGAUGCUGCAGUCUCAUUUCUCCUGCUGCUGGUUGGUGAACCCAAAUUAAUAACGCUUGUCCUUCCUUGGACUACCAUAUAUUUCCUUACCAUUAGCAUGAUCAGAACAUAACAGCCUGCUUGUUUGUGGGCUUAGCCCAAUGACAGGGCAAUCCUACCUGCUUUUUUGGAGAGCUCCUGAAUCCGAGUCCCUGAGAAAAUGAAUACCCUACCAGGCUCCAGCAUGGAGCUGGAGUUAGGGACAUCAUUCCUGUUCCUUCUUGGCCUUUUCCCUUACUUGUUUAAGGGCUGGUUUAAAUUUGAUGCCAACUUGGGAAGGAGGCAACACUGAAGAACCAUGAGGACCCACACCAGCAGAUACUGAACCCAGAGGCUAGGGAGAGCUGAAGGGAACCUCUGCAUAUUUUGCUGUCUGCAGUUUGCCCACCAACAUCAAAGGAAAGACAGGAUUACUUUUCCAACUUGAACUGCGCACGUUCCAGAAUUUCAAUCCAAGCAAGUCCUUCUGUCCAAUUGCUUUGGAAAGAAACGUGUGUGAACUGUAGUUGUUUUCCAGUGAGUGUAAUUUAUUGGCCUCUGUGGGCUGAAUGCACUUUCAAAAUACUUCUCUAUGUUACAAAUCAAUUUGGGAGCAGCUGGGAUGUAUGCCAUGGCACAAGGGUUUAGUGGAGGUCUCCUUCUUUCUCCCCUCAUUGGGUGUAGAACACAUUAGCAUCAUCUGGAAAUGGAAACUGGGGGUCUACAUUUCCCCACCCAGUCUCCAUCCUUCUGCAAGUGAUGGCAUAUAAUUUCUUGAGCAUUCAAAGACUGGAGCCUGGGUUGGUUAGGACAGGCUAAAUGAGGAACAGAUACAGUCUUGGCCUCUUGCCUUGGUAAUGGAUCUGAGUAAAGAAUAAGAGUGUACUGGACCUCCAGGUGGUUCUUCUUCAAACAUGCAGCUCGCUACCUGACUACCCCCUUUAUGGUGGGUAAAUACUGUGGUCAGAAAUAAUGUAGCCACUGAAAUUCUUAAAAGAUUAACCAAUGAAUAGAGUUCUUGAUUUUCUACAAUAUACCCAGAGUUCCAUUUCUCUACCCAGUUAUAGUUUAGAAAAAUCCACAGGUACUUGGAAAGACCAGGCUUGUAAGAAAUCCCAAGCCCCAGUAAAUCCAAGAACAAACAAUUAAGGUGCAUACAUGUGAUUCCUGCUCAUGUCUUUGUUUCUUAUUGGUAAAAUGUUAUAUAUAUUGUCUAUGAAAUUGCUCCUACAUUACUUACUAUCAGCAACACUUUGCAAAGUGGAUUCCAGCCAGAGCAGAGCUGCCGCACUGUGCCAAAAAUUAGGACAAACAAUUACAGUUGAUUAUCCCUUUGUUUCUGGCUCAAGAAUUCUCCAUAGUGAUGACAGAUGCAAAAAGGCAACCUGGAGAAAGUCUGCUUUUCUUGCUGGGUCAACUGGUUUAAUUGCUGAAAUGCACAAUCUCCCGUUACUGUCCUAAUAUCUACCCUAGGGCAGUGGUGAGGAAUCUAUGGCUUUCUUAGGCUACCAAACCACAGCUCCCAGCACUGCUCACCAUGGGAUAUGCUGCCAGGGGUUGUAGUUCAGCAGCAUCUGGAAGGCUACAGGUUUCCCACCCUUGUCUGAGGAGCUAGUAUGUUGCCCUCUGAGGUACUGCGCCUGUUAAAAACCAAGAUGCUUUGGGGGGGGGGGGGGGGAACUACAUUUUCCAGUGGGAUCAUUCUGUUUCCAUAGUCACAGUAAUCUAGCAUAAAACUCCCGCUGAUAAAAAAAAAAAGGGAGAGAUUAUUAUAAUUAAUUUCUUCCUUUCUUUGCAUUCUCAGAUCAUUUUCAGAACCUGGAAUGGGAAGAAGAGUUGGGGACUUAAUAGGCAGAAGUACUGGGGAAUAAAAGCUGGAUCCAUCCAUAGAAUGAAUCUUUGUUCACUCAUUUUAUACUGGGCAUCUCUGUGAUGCUGUCACAACCCACCCACCCCUGCUCUUUUUUCCUGUUUCUUCCACUUCUAUUUGGACUUUACAAACAUCACAAGUGAACUUCAACUUUUAAUGGUUUUGACAUGUGCUGUCACUGCACUGAUCUGUUUGGCACCAUGCUAUUCACUUUCAUAGAUGGACAGAUGAAAAAUUGCACUAAAAUGCACUUUCCCCGAAAAUGAAUAAAAAUUGAGCAAUAACUUGAAUUAAAAAGCACUUUACUCCCAAUUUUAAAAAGACUAAAGGGGGAGGCUGCAUUUUUGUUCUCCUAUCCAUAUAGCUUUAUGUACAUGUACCUCCUUGUACAUGUGAAGUACUGCAGAACGUGCACAGGCUGAUAAAGUAGGAUAUCAGUCAAUGGAUAGAAUAUUUUUGCUGAAUGCAUCAGCGACUCUAAACUGG
Messenger RNA from Python bivittatus (Burmese python), 9298 nucleotides. RefSeq names its product lemur tail kinase 1 (gene LMTK1). Lineage: Eukaryota; Metazoa; Chordata; Lepidosauria; Squamata; Pythonidae. The record is from RefSeq and is a predicted model, not a curated record. Gene Ontology annotation, biological process: brain development; peptidyl-tyrosine autophosphorylation. Gene Ontology annotation, molecular function: protein tyrosine kinase activity; ATP binding.